Caenorhabditis remanei is the source of this 1989-nucleotide messenger RNA. RefSeq lists its product as uncharacterized. The transcript has 3 exons. Gene Ontology annotation, molecular function: nucleic acid binding. The coding region runs from base 1 to 1989 and encodes 662 amino acids. The record is from RefSeq and is a predicted model, not a curated record. Lineage: Eukaryota; Metazoa; Nematoda; Chromadorea; Rhabditida; Rhabditidae.
AUGGAUUCAUCUACAAGUACUCCUCGCCUGGUCCGUGUUUCUCUCCGUAGUGUUCCGUCACCUGGUUCUCGUGUUGCUGGAGCAGUUGUUCCCAACCCGAUGCAAUUCAAAUUCAUCCCGAAGCAAUUCCAAAACAAGCAAACACAAGUGACUCCACACAAACUGGAUAAUUUCAUGUGUUUGAAGAUGACUCAGACGGAUUUCGAAUAUGAGAGUGUAGAAACAUGUGACACGGCGAAUGUGGAUAAUCAAACGUCAUCUGAAAUAGCAGUUUCCACUGCUCAUGAUUACUUCCAAAGAAAGAUGGAAGAAGUACACACGAGAAUCGGCAAAACUAUCGCAUCACUGAAAGUGGAAGAUUUUUCCAAAAUCACCACUAAUAAGAUAUUAGCCAAUAGUGGUGAAGAGAUUGUAUCUCAUCUGUCAACGAUGAUCAAAAUGAUCAACGAGAAACUCGGAACUGACUCAGUCUACACAAUGUUCCACGCCGUGAAUCAGGCAACUGCUUCUUUUUCUGGAUUCCAUCGAUCUACAGUAUCUCGUUACUGCAAAGGUCUUCCGAUUCCAGCAAGAAGACGAAGGAUUCAGGAGAUGGGAAAAAGAGAAAGAAGUAGAAAAAUUGCCUCCAGAUUAACCUUGUAUGAACGUUCUAAGAUCGUGAAAGAAGUCCACAAUUAUUGGGAGAGAAAGGAAAAAGUUACUGCUGAAAGAAUCUGGAAAUGGGCCAAAUCUUCAAUUCAGUACCGAUUCGGUCUCUCUUAUUUUAGAGUUCUUCUUUCUGGCCUUGGAUUUUGUUUCAAGAAACUUGGUCGGAUGUCUGUCCUCCAAGAACGUCCCAACAUCAUCGCGGCAAGGAAGCAAUAUCUUUCAAGAAAGGAGACGUUGAACAAAGAAAAUGCGUUUUUUGCAGCUUUCGAUGAAACCUGGGCGCAUGACGGGAUGAGUGCUCGAAGUGGAUGGCAGCAUCAAAAUGGAACAAUGUACCGGAGGGCAGAAAUGGCUGAUAUCGGCGCCCCAGUUUCUGGUCCGGAGAAACCCAAGGAAAAAGGAAAAAGAGGAAUUGUACUUGCAGUCCUCACAGAAAUGGGAACAAUUCCGGAAAGUGUAGAAUUUAGAGUAUCGGGACAAAACGUGGAUGAGCAGUAUGAAGAUUAUCACAGAGAUAUGAAUAGUACGGCGUGUGAGGAAUACAUGCACCGCGUUAUUCCACUUCUUGCUGCAGCCGCCGCUCCAACUGGCCGGAAACCGGUUCUUAUUAUGGAUAACGCCCCGUACCAUAAUAAGACCCGGGAAAAAGUAUAUCCAAAAUACUAUAUGAAAAACUUAUGUCGACUCUUUCAGCCUCCAACCAGCCUUACUUUGAAAGCGGACCUUAAAAAGUGGCUUACUGCACAUGGCGUUCCGUUUCCAGCAAAGACGUUGAGGCCCCAGCUGUACAAACUGUCCAAGGAAUAUGUCGCAAAGAACGGCGGGAAGGAGGCGUUCACAGUUUACGAACUUGAUGCCUGGGCAGAAGAAGUCUGGGGAGUAGAAAUCCUAAGAUUGCCUCCCUAUCAUUGCAUGUGGAAUCCAAUCGAGUUUUUGUGGUCCCAAACAAAGCAGAAUAUCCGCAAUAUGGGAAAUAGAGACGACAAAGUUCCGAUUGUGGAGAGUAGAACGAUUGGCUUCCUCCGUUCUUUUAAAGCAAAAGACGCAAAAGCUCUUUUUGAUAAAUGCCGCAAAGACGAAGAUGAAACGAGAGCAAUGAUGUUGGAAAAAGAGACGAUGCUGGAAGACACUGACUUCUCUCUUCUCUACGAGACGGAUGAGCAAGGCCGUCUUGUUAACAUCCGCAUUGAUGAUUCGGAAGACGAAGACGCUUAUAGCGAUGAUGAGAUUUCCGCUGAAGUAUUCGAGGAGCACGAGUUGUCAGACAUCGAUGAAGACAUCGAUGAAGACAUCGAUGAUGAGAUCGAUAAUGACAUCGAUGGGGAUGAUUCACUCGAGUAG